Messenger RNA from Emiliania huxleyi CCMP1516, 523 nucleotides. RefSeq lists its product as hypothetical. The annotation marks the transcript as partial. The record is from RefSeq and is a predicted model, not a curated record. The transcript has a single exon. NCBI's taxonomy places the organism in Eukaryota, Haptophyta, Isochrysidales, Noelaerhabdaceae.
ACGGGCGAUGCAUUUCUUUUUAUUUAUCUCACGCGUGUAAUCGGAGGAGGUGCUCGUCCGAAAAGACACUCCAAGCGAUUCCGACGGAGCCCUCGCCGUCCGCGAGCGCGGCCCGGCGGGGCGGGUCGAUCGGGGUCAGCAGCUGCCGCCAGUGCGUGCGCGAGGACGUCGGCGAGGAGCUCAGCCACACCCCUUCGGCGAGCUCGAGCUCGAACCACGAGACGAGGCACGGGACCGCGGCCGAAGCUGCCGAGCUGCCGCCGCCGCCGCUGCCGCUCCUACCGUCACCGCUGCCACUCCUGCCGUCGCCGCUGCCACUCCUGCCGUCACUGCUGCCGCCGCCGCCGCCGCCGCCGUCGGCGCUGCCGCCGCCACUCCUGCUGCUCGGCGGCGAGGCCGGCAUGGAGGCGGGCGUCGGCGCGAUUCGCGUCGCGUGCGCCACGCCAUGCUGAGGGCUGUGCGACAGGUCGGGCGGGUGGCGCAAGCUGCAGCCCCACAACCGAACCGAGUCCGUCAUCCACCU